CUUCCUCCAUGGAGGAAGCUGUGGAGGUGGCUAAUGGCUGUGUGGGGAGGGAGGCCACCUUCACUGCUUGUCUGCCCUUCUCCACCCAGGCAUGAAAAAUGUUUGAUCUCAAGACGAAGAUUAUGAUUGGUAUUGUUAGCGGCUUACUGAUUGCUGCAAUCGUGCUGAUAGGCAUUGUCUUCUGUCUUUACUUCAAAGUAUCCAAGGCACUGAAACUUGUAAAGGAACCUGAUGCCGUGGUGACAAACUGUAGCAGUGGAGACAAGCUCAUCCAGGACAAGGUCAUCCCUGCCAAAACCAACACAACUGAGUCUUGUCCUGCAAUCCAGUGCUGUGAUGAAUGCAGCCUGUAUGCAGAUGUGGACCCCCUGCCACCUUGCUUUUGUAGCCCAAAUGAGGGACUCUGA
Messenger RNA from Castor canadensis (American beaver), 407 nucleotides. NCBI's taxonomy places the organism in Eukaryota, Metazoa, Chordata, Mammalia, Rodentia, Castoridae. The record is from RefSeq and is a predicted model, not a curated record.